Molecule: messenger RNA, 5270 nt
Organism: Drosophila ficusphila
Lineage: Eukaryota; Metazoa; Arthropoda; Insecta; Diptera; Drosophilidae
Exons: 8
Coding region: 572-5038 (1488 amino acids)
Biological process (GO): positive regulation of DNA-templated transcription; protein autoprocessing
Cellular component (GO): endoplasmic reticulum membrane; nucleus
Molecular function (GO): DNA-binding transcription factor activity; sequence-specific DNA binding
Source: RefSeq, a predicted model, not a curated record
CAGUGCUCAGAUAUUUCCAAUCCACAUCCGACGUGUCGCGAAGUCACAAAGCCAAAUAAUAAAUGCUUGCAAAUUAGUGACAAUUAACCAAGUUCCGAGAUUGUGGAAACAGUUUUCAGUGAAUAAUCAAGGGCAUGCGGAGGGCUGCGAAAGCAUUUGUAAAAAUAUUGAUCUGAGAACAAUUGCAUAAACACUGAGUGCGAUUAAAAACCCUGUAAAACGAUGAUCUGCUGCUGGGGUUUCGCCAAUUCUAGGGCUUUAAUUUUUAUUCCAGGCAAUUAGGUUUCGUUUUCAUCGGCGCUUUCAGCUGGUUACCACGCCGAUGUGAACCGCUCUUGGUUUCGAUUUGGUGUAAGCUGGGCCUCAUAGUUGGGCCUCAUAGUUUGAUUAUUAGUUUUUGCUCGUUUUCGAGGCAUUUUCACUGCUCAGCCAGUUGUGAAGAGUGCAUCAACCGUAUGCUCGCUCAUACGUGCGUUAGAUAAUUGUUUUCUCGGCUAAUUCGGAACGGCAGCAGCAGAAUGCAUCAAAACCGAGGAGUUACUGAAACCGAAACUCCAUUUUGUUUCCAUGGAUGCUGGCAGCCAGCUUUCUUGGCCAUCAGUGCGAUUCGUUUGGGCUGCCGAGCUGUGGAGCGUUCGUGCUGAAAGAGUUUUUGGUCCUGCAGACGCCACUCCAUAAGUCCUGGCGACCGAUAACCGAAGUAUCAACUAUGGACUAUCCCAAGACUUUGAACGCUCCCCAAGAUCUGGAAGACAUAAACAGCGAUGGCAUGGACAAUCUGGAUCUGUUGAUGCAGGGAGCCCUCGACGACAGCAUCCAGCUGGGUCACAAUGCCCACCUGUCCGCCGGAGGAGGAGGGGGAGGCGGAGCAGUCCACUCCCACAUGGGCUCGCCGCACACACCGCCCAUGAACGGCCUCGAUGCCCAGCUGGGUGGCUCCGGGCGUGUGGGCAGCGCGCCGGUGGCGACGCAGGCGCAGAGCCACGUGCACCCGCAGCUGCCGGAGAGUCCGCCGGACUCGCAGCCCGCCUACAGUCCGCUGGGCGAGGCACACGGAAUGGCGAUGCCGGGUCGGGAGCUCAUCUACCCGGGGCUGCCGCCCAUGCAGCACCAGCCGGGCCUCCUGCAAACGGACCUGGGCCAGUACGCCUCGCCUCCGCAGCACCAGCAGCACCACUUCGCGGCCCCGCAGGCCGACGUGCGGAUCAAGCACGAGUCCGGACUGAUCAUGAGUCCGAAUAACUUGCUGUGCCACCAGCAGCAGCAGCAGCAACAGCAACAGCAACAGCAGCAGCAGCAGAUGCACCAGCAGCACCAGCUGAGCGAGCAGCAGUUCGCCACACAUCCCCACCAGCAGCAGCUCCAGGAGCAGGACCAGAUGCUCUACUACGACAGCGGAGUAGGGGCGGGGAUGUAUGCAGCCGGCAGCUACCAGAACCUGUCCACCUGCACCCUGACCUCCGCCCUGGGACUGGACGACCGUGUCCAGGUGAUCGGGACCAGCCAGCUGUCCCUCAACCGCGUCUCCGCUCCCUCCACUCCGGUGCACUCGUUGUCGCGGAAGCGGAAGAUGUCCACCCAGCUGGACUGCCCGGACUUCGCCCCCACUCCCAAGGUGGACGCGGGCCUGCAGAUGAGUCCCCUGCGCGCCUCCCACCACUCCUUGGCCACGCCCACCCCGGCGCCCUCCCACUGCUCCGCCUCCGUGUCGCCAGCCCUGUCCGCCGUGAAUUCGCAGGCGGAGAACAGCCUGGACGGGCAGUCCGGCGGAGUGGCGAACGGAGCGGCAUCCGGAACGGGUUCGGGAUCGGGAUCGGGUUCGGGGUCCGGAAGCGAGGCGGGCGACCCGGCGGGCGGGCAGUGCAUCCGGUUCAACGGAUUCCAGCCGGAGAACUGGCAUAAGCUGUUCGACCAGAGCCUGCAGGAGCUGUCCGUGAUCUACUACCGCGUGGACGCCGACAAGGGAUUCAACUUCAGCGUCUCGGACGACGCGUACGUGUGCCAGAAGAAGAACCACUUCCAGGUUACUUGCCAUGCGCGCCUCCAGGGCGAUGCCAAAUUCGUGAAGACACCGUCCGGCUUCGAGAAAAUCAAAUCCUUCCACUUGCAUUUCUACGGCGUCAAGUUCGAGGCGCCCAACCAGACGAUCCGCGUCGAGCAGAGCCAGUCGGAUCGCUCCAAGAAGGCCUUCUACCCAGUACCCAUCGAUCUCCAGAAGCACAUCGUCAGCAAGAUCACCGUGGGUCGCCUGCACUUCUCGGAGACGACGAACAACAACAUGCGUAAGAAGGGCCGCCCCAAUCCCGAGCAGCGCUUCUUCCAGCUGGUGGUCGGCCUCCACGUGCACACCAUCUCGGGCAACUUCCCGGUGGUGAGCCACGGCAGCGAGAAGAUCAUCGUGCGCGCCUCGAACCCGGGCCAGUUCGAGUCGGACGUGGACCUGUGCUGGCAGCGCGGGCUCACCCAGGAGUCCGUGUUCCACGCAGGCCGCGUGGGCAUCAACACGGACCGGCCGGACGAGAGCCUGGUAGUGCAUGGCAACCUCAAGGUGUCCGGCCACAUCGUCCAGCCGAGCGACAGUCGCGCCAAGCAGGAGAUCGGCGAGCUGGACACCUCGGUGCAGCUGCGCAACCUGCAGAAGAUCCGGAUCGUGCGGUACCGCUACAUGCCCGAGUUCGCCGUGCACUCGGGUCUCCGGCGGGAGAGCGACACCCGGGAGAUCGAGGACACCGGCGUGAUUGCGCAGGAGGUGCGCGAGGUCAUCCCGGACGCGGUGCAAGAGGCUGGCAGCGUGGUGCUGCCCAACGGGAACGUCAUCGAGAACUUCCUACUGGUCAACAAGGACCGCAUCCUGAUGGAGAACAUCGGAGCCGUCAAGGAGCUGUGCAAGGUGACCUACUCGCUGGAGUCCCGCAUCGAGCACCUGGAGCGGGCCAAUGUCACCCAGAACAGCCUCCAACUCCGUGCCAAGGACCUGCUGGAGCCGCGCUGCAUCCUUCCGGAGCGCGCUGCCAUCCAAUCCUUCGGCAGCCGCAAGGACGGGUACGAGGUCUGCUCCAGUCGAUCGCUGCAGAUCGUCAUUUUCCUGCUGAUCAUCGUUAUGGCAGCCUGCCUGGCGGCGGUGUCCACGCUGUACUUCGUAGAGCACAACAAACAGCAGCAGAUGGACGGCUACCCGGUUUUCGGCAACGGACUUUUCCGGCCGGAGACGGGGUCCACUCACCUGAGCGACGAGGAGCGGCACUACUUACACAACCUGCACACGCUGUUCAAAAACAAGACGCACGGCCCGUGGUCGUCAGGCAGGAUGUACGCAACCAGCACCAGCCGACCCCCCGGAUCCCGUUCUGGAAAUGAGGAGGAGGCGGAGGAGCUGGCGGCGGUGCUGACCAAGCCGCAGGUGUCCAGCAGCCAGCAGCAGCAGCAGAGCCUCAAGCAUGGCGUCAUCACGACGACAGCUCCGCGGUUUGCCAACAAGACCAUCAACAGCAAGAAGGGCAAGUGGCCGCCCACCCAGGAGGUACUGCGUCAGGCGGCGGGUCAGAAGUUGCAUCUCACGGCGCCGGUCCACGUGGCUCCGCCCGCUCCCGCGAGGAGUCUUCCUCCGGCUUCCCUGAACGACACAAUAGCAUCAACGGAGAAGCCGUCCCAGGCCAUUCCCCUGCCGCAGGACUUCGAGAACAACUCGAUCGACAUCGAUGCCCAGCAGAAACAGUCGCAGCUGAAGCUGGACGAGCACAUCGUGGUGGUUGGCACGAUCGCCAGCCCCGCCUCCGAUGCCUACGACUCCAGUGCCCCGGCCCCCGCCCAUCCCAUCCGGAAGUUCAACCCCGGAACGGUUUACACACAUGUCUACAAGACGGUGUCGCCUCCCACGGCGAACUUGGCCCUGACCACUAACAAGGUGAGCACCGAGCCCGCCCAGAGUCCGCUGACCCAGGCCCUGGACGUUCCGCCGCCGGCUAUUCCGCUGCGGAACAGCAGCGACAACCCGGACGCCCUGGACCUGCAGAACCUGAGCAACACAAACGAGUCCGUGGACAACCCGAUUACCGGGGUUUAUGGCUUUGAGUACCAGGCCUCUGGACUGAGGGAGUCCAAUGUGGGAAGGCGGUCGGCCAGCCAACGGAGUCUGGACUGGAUUAGACAGAAGAGCGUGAAAACGGCGGUCUUUGGACAGCCAGCCGAAUGCAACGGCGACGAGUCGGUCAGCGAUAAUUGUCAGUCCGUUUGCUUCGAGGAGCUUCCUCCGAUUCAGACUCAGCCAGACAAUGUGGACGCCAAUGUGAAGGAGCAGCACGUGGAAGAUGAUCUCCAGUCGGCCGAGGAGCAGGAUCAAGAUCCGGACAUUGUUGAGACGCAGCCCGCUGGGCCAGCUGGCAACGACACUUUGGCCGAGGCCCAGCCAGGAAUACAGGGCAAGAGUUCUCAUAGCACCGAUGCCCUGUCGAAGAAGUUUUCCCAGGAGACGGAGCCGGUGGUCGCAGCCAAUGACGAUCCGGUGUACCAGCUGGUGCAGGCCGCCUCUGUUCAGAAUGAGGCCCCGAAGGAUGAGAAUGUGCUGCCGCCUUUCCAGCUGGACUGCUGGAGUGUGUCUAGUUGCGUCCUGGCCGCCCAGUACAAUCGCACCAUUGACAUGGAGCAAUUCUGUCCCACUUCGGGCACCUCCCUCAACGUCAGCUACACAGUUCCGGUGUCGCGUUAUCUGCAGGCCAGCAGUCUGGAGCUCCACCUGAGCUCAAACAAACCGCUUCAGUGGUCCAUCUGUAUCGACGAGGACCAGGCCAAGCCCAGUGCCAACGCCCAGCUGAAUGAGGACGACGAGGCCACAGCCACCAGCGGCGUGAAGAUCCUCAAGCAACUGGGCAAGAACAAACUUAGCCUGGCCCUCGAUCUGCCCGCCCGCGGCUUCUUCCUGCGGGACUUCAUGCUCCGCGCCAGCCACGACUUGGAGCAGCAAAAACUUUGCGAUGAUAACGCUCACCUGGCGAACCCCAUACUCCAGUACAACUUUAGGAUCGUAAGAGAUUGUGAUUAGUUUACAGCUUAAUUUAUGGCACGGAUCGUGUGUACUGCAUGUUUGUCCUGGCACCCAACACGGAAAAUUCGUUUAAAUUAGGAAAAUGAAGAGAUGAAUAAAAAAAAAACUGUUGAUCAGCGCGUGGAAUAUGAAAUGAAUACAUUUAUACGUUAAGAAACCAAUUCAUUAAUAAAUACAAAACAAUUACCGACCAUUUAAAUAAAAUAUGUAGCGAAAUCUUUUAAAACAA